ACACCGCCCGUAGCGCUCCUACGUAGUUAAUAUGUACUCGUGUGGUACGGACGUUCGCCUUUUCAAACGCCAAUAAUUUUAUACGAUAAACAAAUCCUUAUGAAUAAUAAUAAUAAUAAUAAUAAUAAUAAAAACAAUAAAAUUAUUCAGUGAUACAGAUUUCGGUGAUAAUAUCGCUCACAUUAUAUUAUUAUCGUCGUGUUAACUAUUACAUUAUUAUUAUUAUUAUUAUUAUUUAAAUCACAAACGUACGUACGACGACGUGCGUACGGGAAUUAUAUCGUAACGUCUAUCUGCGUCUCGGACGACUCGUGGUGCAAGUACGUAUUCCCGACGUGAUUCCGUCGGCCGAUAGUGUACGAUCGACUCUUCGAUCGCGCUCGACGACGCCGUUUGACGUACCCUUUUCACCGCAGUCGUUGCGCUCGUGGGCACGAUUAAAAGUGAAGGACACUUUCUUUACUGGGCCAUUUCGACGACCGACCGACCGCAUUCGGUGACUGGCGCAUGUGACACGACCAUCGUUCCGCCGUACAUAUAUGGUGCAUUAUAAUAACAAUUAUAUUGACCGCGCCGACGUUCACAGGACACCACGGGAGGUGAAAAAACAAAUGUUUAAAUGGAAGCAUCUUCAAUUAUCACCCAAGUGUCGCGUGAAGAUGAACACCUAAAGAGCUUUGUGCCAGAUAAGGCUGAUCAUGUUCGGUUGAAAAAUGAACGGGGUCUAUGGCGGACAUUACUUUGCUGUUUUGGCAAAUCAAGAACAAGACCAAAUUCUAGUUUUGUCCCGAGUAGUAAUAUACGUGGAGUGAAUACUAAGUCUGACAGAAGUUUUACUCCUCCUCGUAGCCCUGAUCUUUCACAGUCGUCAUACUUACUUCCUGCUAUAAGACACCAAGAUAUGCAUAAAAAAUGUAUGGUUAUUGAUCUUGAUGAAACGCUUGUCCAUAGUUCUUUUAAGGCAAUUAAUAAUGCAGAUUUCGUAGUACCUGUUGAAAUAGACGGCACAGUUCAUCAAGUCUAUGUUUUAAAGAGACCACAUGUAGAUGAAUUUCUUCAACGCAUGGGUGAACUCUAUGAGUGUGUAUUAUUUACUGCAAGUCUUGCCAAGUAUGCCGAUCCAGUUGCCGAUUUACUAGAUAAAUGGGGUGUAUUUAGAGCCCGUUUAUUCCGUGAAUCAUGUGUGUUUUAUAGAGGAAAUUAUGUGAAAGACUUAAACAAAUUAGGUCGCGCAUUACAUAAAGUUGUAAUCAUUGAUAAUUCACCUGCAUCAUACAUUUUCCAUCCAGAUAAUGCUGUUCCUGUUAAUUCAUGGUUUGAUGAUAUGACUGAUAAAGAACUGUUGCAUUUAAUUCCAUUUUUUGAAAAACUUAGUAAAAUGGAAAAUGUUUACCCAGUUAUAUGCAACAUCAAUCAUAUGGCAAAUGCUGCUGCUGCAGCUAUUGCAGUACAAUCUCAACACAUCAAUAGCGAAAAUGUUUUAUAGCAUCAAUUUUUAAGUACAAUUUAUUUGUGCCAAUGGUAAUUAUUUAUAUUUACCAUGAUAAACAAAAGUAAUAAUAAUCAUAAUGUAACAAUCGUUUAAGGUAUACAAAGAUAAAAUUAUAAUAUUUACCUAAUUUAGGUAACAUAAUUUAGAAUUGUUUUUAAUUUUUUUCUCGUUAAACUUCUCUAAGAUACUUUUGUAGAUGUUUAAUUUUGUUUUUUUUUUUUUUUUAAUAAACAUAAAGUGACAACUUUUAAAGGUAUUAUACCUAUUACCUACCUAUAUCAUUCAAUUAAAAUGUAUUCAUUAUCAUUUUUUAGAAUAUACAUUAAUAACACUUAAUGUUUAAUAUUAUAGGUUACCUACAUUAUAAAGUAUUUAUUUAUGUCAAAGUACUUAUUAUCCAUGCAUAAUAUGUAUUGUAUGGUGGACUAAUCAAGGACAAAACAAUUUAAUUUAAUUAAACUGUCUAAAUUAUUAUUAUUUUUUUUAAUGUGUACUAAUCUGGUGAAUAUGUUUGUAUAAACAUCAUAUCAAAUAAUUCUGAUAUAAUCUUGAAGUUCAAGAUAUAGAUGAAAUAUUAAAACUUAAUCAAAUCGAUUUUUAUUUUUUUGUUUCUCUGUCCAUUUUUAUAAUGAGUAUUUUAAUAUAGAAUAUAGUAAGUUACAAAUAUCUAUGCUUUUGUCGAUAAUUGAUUGUUUUAAAUUUGAUUGUAAUGGAAUUAUUAUUAUUAUUAUGUAAUUUAUACAAAUUAAAUGUAAAUUAUUGACACCCCUAUUGCAUAGAUUCACGAAUUUAAUAAAAUAUUAUAAAAUUAAAAAAUAUUUUUUAAUUAAAAUCAAACAUUCUCUAAUAUUAAUUUUCUUUUCUUUUUAAAAAAAAAAAAUCAUUUUUUAUUAAUAGGUAAUUAUAAGCUCUCAAGAGGACACAAUCAGUUAUCUUUAAAUAUUUGUAUUUAAAUAGUGUCAUAUGACUGCAUUUCAAAUUAUUUUAAAUUAUUCUAACAAUAUUGUAUAGAAAAUAAGUAUGCAAUACCAUGGAGUGAAUUAUAUUUAUUCAUAAUAUUAUAAAAAUGUUGUAUUCAUUAUCAUUUAUACAUUUUUUUUUUACUCUGUGUUAUUUGUAAACAGAUGGAAAUAUUUUAUAAUUUUUAUAAAAAUCCAUACUAUAUUAUUAUUCUAUAUUUUAAUAUAUUUUUUUUAUUUUAUAAGCAGUAUUUCAAUUAUUUUAUAAAACAAUAUAUAUAUAUAUAUAUUUACAUGUGUAUAUAUGAUAAAUUAUGCAUUUAUCAAAAUUGACUGGUUGCAAACUUUGUUUUGUUGUACAUUCAUUAAUUAUAAUUGUGAACUCUUGAGAUAAUUAAAAUAAUAAAUGUUAUUAUUAUUUUUAAUUUAUGUUUUAUUUUAAAAUAUUCAGUGGCUUAUACAGGGAGAAGUGUGCUUUUUAUUUUUAACAUUAACCUAAAAUUUCUGAUAAAAAAUGUUUUUGAAGUAUAUUUAUCUGCACAAGUUAUUAUAAUACUAAUAAGUUGAAAAAUACAUUAAAUAAAGAAAAAUUAUUAAAAUCAAACAAUUUUUUUACACUUCUAAUUAAUCCUGUGUAUGCUACAAAUAAUAUUAAGAACACCAAUGUUGUACUAUUACCUUUUGUGAUUGACUUUCUAAAUAUUUUGGAACAUGUGUUUUUAUUAUUAUUAUUAAAUAAUUUUAUUUUGUUUUCUUUUAAAAUUAUAUUUAUUUUUAACAUUUUAUCACAAACAAAAUUAGAAUUAACAUUAAGUUAAUAUCUAUAUAUUUAUUUUUUGUUAUUUUACUAGUUACAGUUAAACAUUUUAUAAUCUGUAUGAGUUUUGUUAAACAAUCUCUUAGCAUUGUUCAUGCUCAUCAAUUUAAUUGGUUUAUUUUACAUAAUAUUAUGAUUUCAGAUAAUUGAAUCUCUUGUUUAUUAUUAAUCUUUGGUUGUUUCGUACAAUUUUAUUUCUUUAUGUGAAAUACAUUUAGUUAUUUAAUAAAUGAAGAAUCAAUGUAAAAUAUUAGCAUGUAUAUUAAUAGACUAGAUUGUCACUUAUUAUACACAUUUCACACUUUAAAAAAGUACUGAAAAUAUAAAAUAUACACAUAUA
Aphis gossypii (cotton aphid) is the source of this 3608-nucleotide messenger RNA. RefSeq names its product phosphatase Herzog (gene hzg). The transcript is spliced from 5 exons. NCBI's taxonomy places the organism in Eukaryota, Metazoa, Arthropoda, Insecta, Hemiptera, Aphididae. Gene Ontology annotation, molecular function: RNA polymerase II CTD heptapeptide repeat phosphatase activity. The coding region runs from base 620 to 1486 and encodes 288 amino acids. The record is from RefSeq and is a predicted model, not a curated record.